Molecule: messenger RNA, 1113 nt
Organism: Diprion similis
Lineage: Eukaryota; Metazoa; Arthropoda; Insecta; Hymenoptera; Diprionidae
Exons: 3
Coding region: 131-676 (181 amino acids)
Biological process (GO): sleep; positive regulation of voltage-gated potassium channel activity; regulation of synaptic transmission, cholinergic
Source: RefSeq, a predicted model, not a curated record
ACGACCGCCGCCACGACUCGAUGUUUCAAAAGUUCGCAGUGUCAACAGAAAUCUCGACCAGAACUGAGCUGCGUGUCCCAGUGACUCGACGUUUCAAAUCUACCCUGCGAAUAACGAAGAAGAUUUAAAAAUGAAUCGUGUCUUGUUUGGCUUAGCCGUGUUUGCGUUGGCGGCUCGAGAAGUCAACAUGCUGAAAUGCCACAUGUGCAGCUCCUUCUCUGGUGGGGACUGCAAGGAUUUUACAAAGGAUUCAUACAUACCGCUUGUGGAAUGCGACAACAGAGCGCUGACCAAAUGGCACAGUGAAAUAUCGAAGGCUCCAGUCCUCCAAAAUAUCGUUCACGUUUUCGAGAUUGAUCAGCCAGUGAACCAGAACCAGAACUUCGAGCUUGUCAAUCACGCCUGCGCCAAGAUGAAUCUGAAAGUUGCGGGCCAGCAAUACACAUUGAGGACUUGCCAGACCGCCAAGACUCCAUCCUUGGAUCCGUGUGAAGUCAUCCGUACUAAAUUGCAAAAAACUGGUGUCGGAAGUGAGAUUUCCGUCGAUUACUGUGAUCUCUGCACAGCCGAAGGUUGCAACGGGGCCUACGGUCUUUCACCCCCUAAGAUGAUCCAGUUGGUCUUUGGGUUCCUUGGCUUGAUGCUGCUCCAAGCUUAUCAGCACUGCAUCGCGUAAACAGUUAUCCUGAUUCGUUAGUAAAGUACAGCUGCGCGGACAGUGCUACCCUCGUUGACGAAUGGUGAUUAUUAUGGUAUACCAGGACCAUCGUGAAGACUCGAAAUCAAACACCAAGUCCGAGAGUAGAAGCGUCAGCGAGGCCCCAAUAAGUGCAUUGCCCAAUUUGUUCGCCAAAGCCCAUUGCAUACUGUUGGCUUUAUUAUUCAGGAAACUUUACCACGGGAUAAGAAUUUGUUUGAUAUGAUAUAAGGUGUUACAUUGAUAUAUUAUACAAACUGUACGCGUACCUCAAUUAUACAUAUAUAUACACACACAACACAUACAUAUAUAUCUAUACUAUAUGUAUAUAUAUUAUAUUAUUACAUUAAUUAUUGCAUACACAGAUUCAUGUAUUGUAUAAGAGUGUAAUAAACGAAAACAGUAAAAAAAAAAAU